Odontomachus brunneus is the source of this 2848-nucleotide messenger RNA. RefSeq names its product cilia- and flagella-associated protein 61-like. The record is from RefSeq and is a predicted model, not a curated record. NCBI's taxonomy places the organism in Eukaryota, Metazoa, Arthropoda, Insecta, Hymenoptera, Formicidae. The annotation marks the transcript as partial. The transcript is spliced from 11 exons.
CGACGCAGAGAGGAGGACAACGACGACGUGGUACUGAUUCUUGAUGGCGAGACGACGCGCUUGAGAGAGCUCUACGGGGAGUACUACAUCAGCGAGAUGAUUCGUUAUCCAGACGGUUGUCGCCAGCUUAUCAUCGGCGAAGACGUCGACGACUCGGCAGCGGGCGUGAUGUGCCUCAACUCUACAAUCGACAUCGAUUUAUUGAACGAGAACUUCGAGUUAACGGGGUACCAUGGCCUACGGAAGCCUCAUGAGAACGACGAGGAGCUGACCGACGUCGUUGAGUCAACUAGUGAGCUCCUACAAACUGUGUUUUUGCAAAUGUCGCAUAAGUACACGGUUAGACAACCGACUCAAAGCUUAAAGAAUGAUUUCCUGCAUGAGCGACGAGCGACAGAAACAACCGAGGACACACGGAGCUUUGAAAAGAAGGAAUUGAACGAUAAUGGCAAAGAUCUUCCCGCGAACGGGCGGCUAGGAACAAACGCAUUGACGAAACGCGAAGUAUCUUUUCAACAAGAUAUUGAGGUCAACAACGGCGAUUUAGCGUGCUAUGAUCGCGUUUGCACAAGUGGAAUUUUCAACACUGCAGCAACAAGGCAGACGUUACGUGACGUUCAAACGAUCACUCCUGACUCCAAGGAGUCGACCGACGCGGGAACUGCGGGCCGAUCUUCCGAAUCGGGAGAGCUCCGUAAAUUGCACUCUGACCAAAUUACGAAAGCAAGUGUAUCAUCGCCGGACAAUUGUCGGCUCGUGUCUGUGGGUGAUUUAUCGUCGAAUGACGUGGACGUGCAAUUCCAGUCGAAGAUGCAAGCGAGUGUCCUCGCCGAGACGAUGCUCGAGUUAUCCCGCAAGAGGAACGCCCUACAUGCGGUGGGAGACAACGAGACGGUACAGUCGCGACUCAUCCACGACCUCCUUCCGCGUCCGACAUAUCACGGUGAGAAAAAUGCCUUCGUCCUAGAGAUCUUCGCGAUGCGCAGAGGAAUGAAGCCGCAUUGGUCCCUCGAUUUCCUGGAGGCCGCUUUCGACUGCUUCCCGGACUUAGAUUAUUGCGUGAUCCUCCUUCCCUUCUCGCGUCCACUUUACCAGUUUCUUCAACAUUUUGUGAAACUUUUCUCGCGCGCGCAGAGCGUGCCAUUCAGGUGCAACAGGGAUUUCCCAAUGAUGCUGUACGUUUUGCACCGAGCGGUUCUUUUCGGGGAGAUUAAGAGUCGCCGCGCUCAAGUGCGAGAUCGAAAUACCAUACAAGGAUUUUUGGCCGCUAUACCGACGAAGCAUCAGACUCUGGCUGAUUUCGACCUCGCGAUGGAUCCUUUGCAACUCGAUCUGGAUUGUUUCGUCUUCGAAUGCAACGAUACGAUGCUCGGGCUCGCUAUACUACGUGCUGAAAAACAAGUCGACUUCGUUAGAAGCCGUUACCAUGUGGAAGAUCACGUGUCUGUGCAAAGCAUUCAUCGAGAUGAUUACGGACGCCUCUUGCAUUUCGUUUUUACGCCGAUUUUCCUCGCUUAUCAUCGCUUCUUCUUCCGCGAGAUUGCACGUCUGAGUGGAUUAACGGUAAUCUUCUAUCGACUUCAUCACGAAGAUGAGAGCGCCCUGACACGGAAGCGUCCCUUGGCGUCUUGUCUGGACGACAUGAUUCCCGUGAAUCCUCGUAGACAAGCUGGAUACAGAUUUCCAGAUAUCUCAGGGAUAACCAAUCUGACAGAGAAUGACACAACGGACAACGAUUUGUUUUCGCUAUUCAUGACAUCGCCGCGACUGUCGAUGAUACCUCCCGUGACCAUCCAUCUGAGAAUCAUCGUCGUUGGGGCGUCGGAUUGCGGUAUCGCUUUCACGGAGUAUCUCGUUUUACGAUCAUCGUAUCAUUACACGAACCUCACGUUGAUAUCGCCGCAUGGUCUGCCAUUUGAUAACAAACGAAGUUGCACGGAAAUCUCAUUGCUUCCAUUCUGCGGCACGUUCUGCUCGGAAUAUCGCCGUUGCGUAGCCUUGAGAACUUGGAUUAAUGUUGUUUACGGGACUAUGACAGCGAUCAACAGGAAGGAGAAAUACGUGACCGUGAUGAAUCAAGGGAAUCUCGCGUACGAUUAUUUAGUAUUAACUUGUGGCCUGCAGUAUCAACGACCAACGUUGCGAGAAGAAAUGAAAACGCGGAAGCGAGGGGAAGAAGCAAUUGUGGAAAGUCAGAUGAAAUUGCCAUGGAAUUGCCUAACCAUAAACGACGAUACGGAAGCGUCUAUUUGCUUAAAAAAGAUUCAGUGGUUAACGGAGGAUCUUAAAGAGAGAAGAGCGAUAUUGUUUUACGGUCGCAAUGCUGACUGCUACUGUGCGCUUCAUGGUUUGAUCAUGUUCGGCGUGAAUCCUUCGUGGGUCACGUUGAUCAAGCCGAGCCUGAAUUCCAAUGACACGUGUGACGACGCUUUCUGCUGUGACCGAGAGGUAUACGACCUAAACAGCAUAAAUAUCUAGAAGAUAUCUUUAAGACAUCUUAAAACGACGUCUAUAAGACGUCUUUUAGACAUUUAACGUGUACAAAACGUUCUACUUGCUUUAGACGUUUUUUAGCUCUAAAAGCUAUUUUAAACAUUUGUGUUGUGUAGAUAUAUAUACAGUACACAGUAUCUUUGUGCACAUCGAAGAGAAUUAUAUUCUCUGAACUUUUUAAAGUAAAAUCCCGCUGGAAACGAGUAAGAAUUUUGUCAAAUCUAUAAUGACUAUCAUUUAACAUCAUAAAAAAGUAAAUAAUAUAACUAAAAAACUCUUCUUGAGUAUAUCAAACAAUAAAUUAAGGACCAUUAGAGUUAACGCACAGGUUGUAUAGUGCUAUCAUAAACUAUUA